Syngnathus acus (greater pipefish) is the source of this 2516-nucleotide messenger RNA. It is a transcript of the gene cep76, whose product is annotated as centrosomal protein 76. The record is from RefSeq and is a predicted model, not a curated record. The transcript has 13 exons. Bases 244 to 2232 code for a protein of 662 amino acids. NCBI's taxonomy places the organism in Eukaryota, Metazoa, Chordata, Actinopteri, Syngnathiformes, Syngnathidae.
CAUGUGUAUACGGUGCGGUUUUAUGUUCACGUUUAACGAACAAAAUAUAAGCAGUUCUGAAAAUGGAUAAAUGGAAAGACAUGGGCGUCAUCAGGCAUAUGCAAAGACACUUUCCCGCUUGUUUGUCGCGGUCGACAGAACAGUUGAGUUGUUUACAUUGAUCCUAGUCGUUGUCAAGCAGUAAAUACGCCUUUUACCUGUAACUAGAUUACCGUUACUGUUCUCUGGAGCACUGUUACUAUAAUGGCUCUUCCUCCGGAGAAGGCCUCUGAGCUGAAGCGAAUCAUUCACAACCAUCUGAUUAAGAUGGAUAUUCAUGGGAAGAUCCGAGAGGUGUUGUCUGAGACUUUGAGGGAUCACCAAGGUAGAACGCACCAAGUGUUAUCUGAAGCAGACUUUCUCCAUGCACUACAGCGCAGAGGCAUCAUUGAUGACGUGAUGAAGGAGCUACAAGUUCCACAGAUAGCAUCUAUGCAUAUGGAAGCAGGAUCUCCUCCAAAAUCCAGUUCUCAGUUGACGAACGAAGAAAGGUUUCGCCCGACAAAAACCAAUAUUGACCCAUCUACACGUUACCUGUAUUUGCAAGUGCUUGGUGGCAAGGCCUUCUUGGAGCACUUACAGGAGCCAGAGCCUUUACCUGGUCAGGUGUGCUCCACAUUCAAGUUAUUCCUGCACUUCCGAAAUCAGAGGUUUCACUCGAAGCCAGUGCCCUGUGCCUGUGAUCCUGACCUGCACGAAGGCUUCCUCUUCCAAAUCCACAUCGAUGGCACAGGCGAAGGAAGUAAGAUGGCGGAUGCGACUGCUAUGCUGUCCAUUUGUGAUCCGAUUCACUUGGUGCUGAUCAAAACUGACACUUCCAGUGAGACGGCUCUGGUCUCAUCCUACUUCCUGGACUGGAGGACAGUCCUCAGUUCACCGAAUGGGAAGACAUGCUUGGCUAUGGAACUGAUGGGAGUGGGAAGUGAAAGCAAGUUAACGGCUGGUGUUUUGACGGUCAGUCUGGAGCUCUAUCCUCCUCUCACAGAAAGACUGAGUGCUGACAUCAUCAGCACACAGCAAUCUCUGGAAAAGCAGAGGACAGCAGAAAAGGAGAGGAUCUUCCUGGUUUAUGCCAAACAGUGGUGGAGGGAGUUUCUUGAAAUCCGCUCAUCGAACCAGUCCAAAAUGGUCAAAAUUUUUGCCCAGGAUGAAAAUGGAAUCAACAGGCCGGUGUGCUCCUAUGUGCAUAUCCUCCGGGCCGGCCGACUGCUAGACAGUCCUCGACGGGCGGCCCGCUUUGUUAGCCUCCUGGCGCAUGAGAAGGCCCCAGUGGUAGGAGGAGGAGAGAAGCAUGAGCAGUGGUGCACAUUAUUGGCUUUCCUGUGCCAAGGAAAGGGGGACUGUGAGGAUCACUCAACCUUGUUGUGCAGCCUCUUGCUGGGCUUUGGCCUUGAUGCCUAUGUGUGUGUGGGCACCAAAGCUAAGGGGAUACCUCACACCUGGGUCAUGACCCGAGGUACUGAUGGAAGUAUAACUUUCUGGGAGAGCUUGACUGCACACAGGUACCUUCAUCAAGCCAUUGAUCCCGAUGCCCCACCUUUGGCCCCUCAGCCUAAACCCUCAUACUCCUACCGCACUGUGGGCUGCGUCUUCAACCACCAGAGCUUCCUGGCUAAUUGUCAACCCUCUGAUGCUGUGGAGCUGUGUGUCUUUGACCUCCAGAAUCAAUCUCGGUGGAAAGCAAUGAGUGAAGAGGCUCUGAAGUCAGUGUGUGACUGUGGCUCCCUCAACUCUCUGCCUCCGCUUCCUCCACUCACCUCAUCAUCUCUUGAUGCUGCUGCUGUUAGCAAUCAGCUGGAGCUGGAGAUGAGGUACUUGAUCUCCGAGCACAGGAAGGACUUGAAUCUGACAACAGUCUGGGAUGACCACCUGUCCUACCUGCUGUCGUCGGCCUUGUCAGCCUAUGAGAUGGAACGCUGCACUGGGGUCUCGUGUGGAAAUGAGGAAUUUCAGGAUGCUGUAAGGAGGGCUGUUCCAGACGGGCACACUUUUAAAGGCUUCCCCAUUCACUUCCUGCACCGCAAUGCCCGUAGAGCUUUUUCCACAUGCCUCAAGUCCCGCUUCUGCGAGGAGAUAGUGUGUUGUCGUGGUGACCACGUGAGGCUGGCCCUUCGUGUUCGGGUAUUUAUUUAUCCAGAGAAUGUAUGUGCCGUGUGGUUUAUGUUUGCUUGUAAGUAUCGCUCUGUGCUCUGACAGUCAGUUGAUGUCUGCGAUGAUGUCAGAACUAUCAAUUUAAAGCACUGUUUAUUGCACAUUGAGACUCAAGAUUUUAUUACUUACAAUAUUUUGAUUAAGAAAUUUACAGGUACAUUUGAUGACUAUUUUUAUGAUCAUACAGACAGUUCUUUGACUGGCUGUCUCUGCUUUUCUUAUAUUGCAGUCUUGCACUUUUCAACUGUGUUUGAUAUGUUGUAAAUAAAUAUUUUCUCAUUUUUGUGAACUUUGAAACAUUUGUAAUACAGUAUAGUGACAUACCA